UUGACACUGGCAGCGGCAGAGCGUGGACGCGAGUGCGAGUGUGAGUGUGAGCCUGACGGUGAUUUCGAAGCACAAUUCGAACUAGAUGCCGAGCUGGUGGAUCGUCACGCCAACGAUUUGAUCCACAUCGAUCAAGUCUUCGAGGAGCUGCGCCAGAAAAUGGAAGUGCUCUCAGUACAAAAUCAAUAUCAGGGACAAUUCGGUGUCAUCGGUUCAAGUAAAGUUAAAGACUGGACGAGUCCGUUAACACCACCACCACCACCACCACCACAACAUUCAUCAUCACAACUACAACCAACAAGCAACAGUCUCAGCAGCGACGACAACGUUGCGCAUAAACAACGCAACAGCAGGAACCAUCGGCGUGGAAGUGCCCAUCGGCCAACAGAGGACGAAGAACAGCAGCAGCUGGAGCUGUACACCGAGGACGCAAUAGAAGGUGGUGACGUCGUUGACGGCGGCAAUUGGUCAGCGCCACAAAAGCCAACACAGCAACAACAACAACAACAACAGCAACACUUUUACUACAAUAAUCACCAUUACGGUGGCACCACCCACCAUACUUACAACAACUACCACCAACAACACCAACAUCACGCCAACAAUUACCACCACUAUCAAAAAGAGCAACAAUUACAACACAACAACCACCAACUAGCAUACACUGAACAACAAAAGCAAGCUGCAGCAAAUCAACAAAAAUCACAACAAGCUAAUUGCGCAACAACAACAAUAACUAAACAACAGGCAAUGGAGGCCACCUACAACAACAACAUGUUCUACUAUGAACCACCAGUAGCAGCGGCCAUCACCCCAACCGGCACCCCAACAUCGGGCAGCUGCUUUGGCAGCGCGACAACCGAUGUAGACAUAGCCGCCGUCAAUGAGCUGGCACACCGGGUGCAAACGGAAUUGCGAGACGCCAAGAAGCGCCACUUGGACUGCACCGAAGUCUCGCUGCCAUAUGAUCUCAUGCCGCGUAUUGCGGCCGAAAUAAUCAAGGCUUCGGAGCGGGAACCGUGUGGCGUGCGCGGCUGUUCGCUGUACAUCGAUUUCGAGUGUGAGCCGGGCAAUGUGAGACGCAUUGCCUCUUUCAAAGUGGAUGACUGCACAGUCUCCACCUUUGAACUGUAUCUCACACUCAAGCAAGACAAGAGCGGCUGGACAUCGCUAUUGCCACAAUUUAUCAAAAAUCUAACACGCAGCAAUACCAUUUUGAUAAGCCCCGAUUUCACGCUGACCAAGAACAAGCUGUACUCCUGCGAUUAGUGCACUUAAAUAAGUUCCGGCUAUGCGAUUGCGAGAAGAGAGAUUUUUUAAAUAAACAUAACCUACCCAGAGAUCUCAUUUAAUCUCCUUCACACAAUCACAAAGAAAGCAUAAUAACUGCAAAAGAAGAAAAAGAAGAAAAACAAAAUUAAACGAAGGGCAUCCGAAUUUGGUCAAUUGCAAAUAAGUUCGAGUGUUGAAUAGACAACUAAUGGACUACUCACAUAGUUUUCUUUCAAUAAAUAUUAAACAAAUGGGCGUGGCUUUAACUACAUACAUACAUACAUACUUACAUAAAUAUAUACAACAUCAAAGAAUGAAGAUGAAGAACAACCACAAUUACUACAACAAAACCAGGAACAACGCAUAACGAGAAUACUUUACUUUCUCAACAAUCCCUCCGAAUUUCAUUAUUUUUACUGGACACCACAAACAAACAACAACAACAACAAAAAAGUCGAAUGAGGCAAUAAAAAUAAUAAACGAAGUAAUGUGAGGUACUUGCAGCUAAACGAAACAGCUUGGGGAAAGAGCUGGAGAUUUCGCAUUGGGUAGAAUCGGAUCGGAUUGGAUUAACCACAGCUAUAAGCCCUAAAAA
Molecule: messenger RNA, 1867 nt
Organism: Rhagoletis zephyria (snowberry fruit fly)
Lineage: Eukaryota; Metazoa; Arthropoda; Insecta; Diptera; Tephritidae
Product: protein scylla-like
Biological process (GO): negative regulation of signal transduction; regulation of TOR signaling; apoptotic process
Cellular component (GO): cytoplasm
Source: RefSeq, a predicted model, not a curated record